Molecule: messenger RNA, 3327 nt
Organism: Xiphophorus couchianus (Monterrey platyfish)
Lineage: Eukaryota; Metazoa; Chordata; Actinopteri; Cyprinodontiformes; Poeciliidae
Product: C-C chemokine receptor type 3-like
Exons: 3
Coding region: 1248-2270 (340 amino acids)
Biological process (GO): positive regulation of cytosolic calcium ion concentration; immune response; G protein-coupled receptor signaling pathway
Cellular component (GO): external side of plasma membrane; membrane
Molecular function (GO): C-C chemokine receptor activity; C-C chemokine binding
Source: RefSeq, a predicted model, not a curated record
AACCAAACGGAGGAAGAGGAUAGAGGUGGUAGUAGGAGCUGGUGUUUUGCUGCUGCCUUCAGUUUCAUAAUGAAACAAUGAAUGACACUUGCCUCUGGUCAGACUGCAUGAUCGGGAAAGUAGUUCUAUAGCUCUGUGUCCAGUCCGGUAACAACUGUUUAGGGUCUGGUCUUGGUCUGGUGUCAGUCUUUGAUUUCACAUUCAGUACCAGUGUUCUGAUGGUCUGCACUACCCAGUGGCAGUAGCAAAAGCUCCGUAAUCAUCUAAAUGAGCUCUCAGCGCUGCUUAUCUCUGAUGUUUCUCCUAGUGACUGUAGCUCUGUGUCUGGUCUGGUGACCCUAAACAGGGUCUGGUCUUCAUUUCGGUGUUGGUUUGUGGUUUCACAUUCAGUACUGGCGACAUUAGCAAUAGCUCCUUUAACAUUUAAAAGAGCUCCCAGUGCUGCCUGUCUCUGAUAUUUCUCCCAACAUUUUUCACUCGCUAGCCACUGUUGGGGUGUAGGCACCUUAAAAUCUGUCAGCACUGCAUUUGUUUUUAGCUCAUUAAGGUAACGAUCACCUGUUAGACCCUUCGUCAGUUUUGCUCAUACAAAUCUGUCUUCUGGAGAGAAAUGUUGAGGGCACAAAUAGGUCUUUUGGAAGUUGUGUUCAGCUCUCUCCCACUGUGCUCUAAUUUUCUUUUCAUGUGGAAAGUGACCUCCACAUUUAAUCUAGUUUUAAGAUUUAAUGGGAAGAACAAAAUUAAAGAAAAAAAAAAGUAUUCUUUGUAAAUAUAUUUGUGAAAGAAUACCUAUGAAAACAAUAAAAAGGUGAAGAAAAUAACAAAUUCACAUCUUAAUAAUGUGCCAAGGAUACAUUAUAAUAGCUAAAGAAAGGAAUUAUCUUUUGAUCAUAUCUUGAGUAAAGUUUUUAUGUUUUUACUUGCUACAUUAAAUGGCAAAUUAAAAUGUUGCUAAAUUAUUUAUUGCUGGAAUAAUUCAUUUAUUAGGCUAUUUAUUUCUGAAUAUAUGUAUGGUAAUGGCAGGAUUGGCCCUCCAUACUAAAUGCCCCAGAGGAUUUUUCAUGAAAGCUGAUCUCUCUGAAGCUGUUUGUACAUGCCCUUAUCGUCAUGUCAUUAUAGCUUUCACUUCACGCAAAACAGACUCAGAUGAGUUCACAGACACUUCGGUACCGGAGCUCUGUUAGACUCAGAGAGACUUUCAGAGUCACUGCCUGAAGCAGCUGUCAAAUACGAGAUUUUGCACAAAGAUGACACCAACAAACUCCAGUUAUGGUUCCACAGACGAGCAGAUUGGACUGUGUACCAGGGAUGAUGAUAACAAACUGGGAGCAAAUCUGUCUUACAUUUACUACUUCAUGUUUGUCUUCAGUUUUAUCACCAACCUGCUGGUUCUGGUUAUCAUCCACCGGUUUGAGAAGCUGUACACUGUGAUCAACAUCUUGCUGCUGAACCUGGUGGCAUCCUCCCUGAUCUUAAUGAGCAGCCUUCCCUUCCAGGCCAUCUACAUGCAGAAAUCUGAAUGGAUUUUUGGCUCAGCUAUGUGCAAGAUCGUCUUCAGUGUCUACUACCUGGGUUUUUACAGUUCUGUUUUCUUUUUAACUCUGCUAACAUUUGACCGUUACCUUGUUUUUGUACAUUUUAUGCCCGUAGUACAUGUAAGGAGUCGACGCAAUGCUAUCAUUUCCAGUGCAGUGGUGUGGGUGAUCAGUGGUUUGGCUUGCAUUAGGCCCAUGAUCCUCCAUGGCACCUAUAGGCAUUGGGGCACUGAGCACUGUGAGGAGUUUGCUCAUAUUGAUGGUAUGAAUGUAGAGAAGCUCAAAAAAUCUGGAUUUUAUAUUCAGCUUUGUGUCUUCUUGAUCCUCCCUCUGGCUAUUAUCAUAUUUUGUUAUACUAGGAUUGUGAUUACUGUCAAAAAGUCCCGAUCGGCUUCUAAAUUCCAUGCAGUCAGGGUGAUAUUUAUGAUCGUAGUGUUGUUCUUCAUCUGCUGGAUCCCUUUUAACAUUGUAGAACUGCUGCAUUAUGAAUAUGAGUCUGUUUUGAGCUGUGAAGCUAAAAAGAAACUCGGUUACGCUCUUCAUGUCACCCGCAACAUGGCGUACAUUUACUUCUGCAUCAGUCCAAUGUUUUAUACAUUUGUAGGAAAAAAAUUUCAGAACCAUUUCAAACAGCUGCUGGUGAAAUGUUUCCCAAGAUUACAAGAUCAUAUUUCUUUUAACACAGACAUUAAAACAACACACACUUCAAGAACUGAACUUAGUCUUAAGAAGUGAGUUUAUCUUUGUGAGUUUGUCAUCAUUCACCCUGAGUCAAACCAACUGCAGUACCUUGCAACCGCAUUCAUGCUUUUUAAACUUCACGCCAUCUUUUCAUGGUACAAAAACAACCCUCACUUUGACCUCAUGUAUUGUCAUUAUACUGAAAAAUAUUUGAGGAUAUCAGUACUACUUAAGCUCAUGAGUGUGAGUGCUUAUAUCAUACAGCUAAAUCUACAGAUGAUGCCUUUUGAAUCGUUUCAUCCGGCUGUUUCAGUAGACCUUGAGUUAGUAUUUCUAAUUUCUAAUUAUGGGAUGUAUUUCAAAGUUUGCUAGAUCUUGAGCUCUGUUGUCAUGUUCCCCAUGUUACACACAGGAACAUCUUUGGAUUGGGUAUUUAGAUGGGAAGAUUACAGUCUGCUGUAACUCCUGUUUAAACCUGAUCAAGACAACAAACUCCAAUAACUGUUGGAGUUAACAUGCUUACUUUGUAACAUUACCAGUACAGAUUGACUUAAUUUAUUAAUAUAACCUUAUGAAUCUAGGUGUUUUUCUUUUCAUGUGUUGUUUAGAGUGUUUUUUUAUGUGACGUCAUAACAAUCACAAAGAAAUCUGUUAGAAAUCAGCAACAAAAAAUGCUUAAGGAACAACAAACUGGUAUACUAUGGUACUUGUGCUCUGUAUAUGCACACACUUUAUGUAAUAUCAGUGAUACAAAUGUCUGUCGCAUCUGUAUUAUAAUAAAAUUCACAGCAAAAUCCUUUAUAAGCAGACAACUAUAAUCUAUACCCUUGUAUUAUUUAACAGACUUGAAACUAUUAGCAAAAAAUAGAUACCACUAGAAUACUUGUCCAAUGAUCAGGAUGAUUCUGUUUUUCUGUUUUUGUGUGUGCUGAGGAAAUAAUAUCCCGUUGUAUUGUGUAGUUUGUUUAUUUUUUUUGAUUGGUAUGCAGUGUAUAGUAAGUGAAGAUGUAAUUAAAUCAGAAACAUUAUGCAUAGCCAUUAAUAUAUAAGGAUAUAAGUUAUGUUUGUUUAUUUUUUUUAUUCUGUACAUUAAAUUGGAUGUCUUCAAAAC